AUGGCGGACAGCAAGCAGAGCUCGUUCAGCUAUGCAUUAAGCUCCAACGCGGCCUGGGCUAGUUACAAGGCGCACCAAAACCCGAGCUUCUUUCCCAACUUGGCCAGUGGACAGUCGCCAAAGUUUCUCUGGCUAGGCUGCUCCGACUCGCGGUGUCCCGAGACAACCAUCCUCGGCCUGCAACCCGGCGACGUCUUUGUCCACCGCAACAUCGCCAACAUCAUCUCGCCGACCGACAUCAAUACCUCCGCCGUCAUUGAGUACGCCGUCGUCCACCUCAAAGUGAAAUACAUUGUCCUGUGCGGCCACUCGAGCUGCGGCGGCUCCGUUGCCGCGCUCAGCGACUCCCGUGUCGGUGGCGUGCUCGACACGUGGCUGACGCCGCUCAAAGCACUGCGUGCGGCCCACUCCGAGGAGCUGGCGGCCAUCCGCGACGACAAGGUCCGCGCCGUGCGCAUGGCCGAGCUCAACGUCGAGGCCGGGGUCAAGGUGCUGCUGGCCAACGUCGUCAUCCAGGAGGCCAUCAAGGAGCGCGGGCUCGAGGUCCACGGCUGCCUGUUCGAUCUGCCCAGCGGCCGCGUGCGGGACCUGGGCUACGGCACCGGCAAGAGCGCCGGCAUCUUUGGCGGCGAAGAGGUGGUGCGUGGCAACCACGGCGUGCUCGUCUUCCGUGCCGGCAACGCCUCCAUGGCCAUCCGAUGA
Messenger RNA from Sporothrix brasiliensis 5110, 702 nucleotides. RefSeq names its product carbonic anhydrase. NCBI's taxonomy places the organism in Eukaryota, Fungi, Ascomycota, Sordariomycetes, Ophiostomatales, Ophiostomataceae. The transcript has 3 exons. Gene Ontology annotation, cellular component: cytoplasm. Gene Ontology annotation, molecular function: carbonate dehydratase activity; zinc ion binding. Bases 1 to 702 code for a protein of 233 amino acids. Gene Ontology annotation, biological process: cellular response to carbon dioxide; cellular response to oxidative stress; carbon utilization. The record is from RefSeq and is a predicted model, not a curated record.